GUAUAUAUAUAUAGCAGCCAAUUCAGCUAAAAAAAGAAAAUGUGUGCCUCCAGAAGCACAACUGCUCACUUAGAUCCGAUUUUAUCAUUUAACUUUAAUUUUAGUUUAACUCUGUCUUUUUUGAAGGGCACAGAAGGAGAGAAAGAGCGAAAGAGUUGAUGAAAUCGGACAUUAACCGCUCAGUGAAUGGUCGUGCUUCUGUACACACCCAUUUUCACUUAUUAAUGGCCAAUUAGGUUAAAUCCAACUAGAUCAGACUAUUUUUUUAGCCAUUUAAAUACAUAGAAAAGAAAAGAAUUUUGUCAAUCUAAUGGCUCUUCCAAUCACGAGAAGAAGGAAAUUCUUAAAUUUGAACAAUCCACUUGUCAUCAUUAUGUCUUCAAACAUAAUAAUUUGGAUGAAGAAGUGUCUACAAUAAUAUUGCGAUGCAGGAAGCUAUGAUUAUCUUUUAUUCCAAUUUUCGCUGUUAAUUGAUUGUUGAUCCUAAAUACAAGGAAUACAGGCAAGAUAUGGUUUCCAAGCUUGGGUUCUUGCUGCUUGGUUGUAUGGGAUGUGUUUUGUUAUUCUUUAUAUUCAUGGAGAGAGAUUUACGGUCACAGACUUCUAAAACGAAUCUACUACAAUCUCAAAUGACAUAUGAAAGGCUAAGCAAAUCAUCAGAUGAUACGAGAAUUAUAAUCGAACCAUCAUGCAAUGCUACCUUCUUGAUAUGGAUUAUCACAUCUUAUGCAGGUGAUCCAUCAGAUAGAAGCGCUUUACGACGAGCGUAUAUAAAUGAGGAAUUACAAACCUUAGGAAUUGAAAGAGUAUUUCUGCUUGGUAAGUUAAAUGAUGACGCCAAGAAAAGAACGCAUGUAUCGCAGGAAGCAUUAUUGGACGAGUCGCGACGAUUCCAUGACAUACUUCAGGGAGAUUUCCUUGAUACUUAUAGAAAUUUAACUUGCAAACAUCUGAUGGGCCUUCGAUGGGCAACAAAUAAUUGUAAACACGCAAGAUACAUUAUGAAGAUGGACGACGAUAUAGUUGUAAAUAUAUAUGAUUUAUUAGAAAAGUUACACUCAGGUAUAAUAGAGAAGGAUUCAUUAGCUGGUUACAUAAUGAAAAAUAUGGUCCCUGUUCGAGAGCUAGCCAAUAAAUGGUAUGUAAGUCAAACUGAAUAUGCGGACAAUAUUUAUCCUGAUUUUGUCUCUGGUUGGCUCUAUAUUACAAAUUCACAAGUGACAAGUCAAUUGAUCAAUUAUGCCAAAUCUUCUCAUAAAUAUUUUUGGAUAGAUGAUGUAUUUGUGACUGGUAUUUUAAGGAAAGAUCUAAACAUAAAAAUCCAAGAUAUCAGUAAGAUAUAUACAAUAGAUCAUAGAUACUUGGAAUGUUGUAUAAAGGGAAAAACAAAUCUGUUGAAAUGUGAAUUCUUAAUUGGUCCUAACGGCGGUGAUACAGAGUUACAAGUGAGAUUCCAAGAAUUUGCAAAGUUUUGUCAUGUAAACUGUUUCACUCGUGCCGAAAAUAUUUUGGUUGCCAAAACCUGUGUAGUUGCAUAUAAAGAGCCAUAUCUGCACAAAGGUGCUUUCCACAUAAAUCCCUUCAAAAUUUUAUAAAUGAAUAGGAGCAUAGAUGUAAAAAUUAAUAUUUCCUUAUUUCAUGUAAAAUCUUUGCUAUAUUUUUUAAAAUAGAUUCAUUCCCUUGGGCAAAAUCUCAAAUGUUAUUUAAAGCACGUUUUGAUUAAGAUUAAAAAGAGCAAAAAAUUUUUUGAUGAUAGAAAGUAGCAAAGUGGAAGCAUUUUUUAUAAAAAUGAGGAAGUACUAUAAUUUUA
Camponotus floridanus (Florida carpenter ant) is the source of this 1810-nucleotide messenger RNA. Its product is annotated as beta-1,3-galactosyltransferase 5. Lineage: Eukaryota; Metazoa; Arthropoda; Insecta; Hymenoptera; Formicidae. The record is from RefSeq and is a predicted model, not a curated record. The coding region runs from base 510 to 1595 and encodes 361 amino acids. The transcript has 2 exons. Gene Ontology annotation, molecular function: hexosyltransferase activity. Gene Ontology annotation, cellular component: membrane.